AUGCUCAAAUUCAGAAUAUCUGCACCGGGGACGGUAUGCUUAAGUGGAGAACACUUUAUGGAAUACAGCAAAACUUGCGUAGCGGCCAGCAUAGAUAGGCGUAUGACACUGGAAUUCAUCGAAUUUCCUUCAGAGAUUUCAAAUACUUUUAUAGCACUGAUUUUCGACGAUAUCAAAUUAUGCAUGAACAUACCUUUAGAAACUUAUUUUAACUAUUUUCUUUAUUCACAUUCGUGUGUGAUUAAUGAUAAUUCAACUGACGAAAUCGUAAAUUUUGUUGAUUCAUUAACGGAAGAUAUGGGCACGUACAAUCGCGACGAUCCCAAACAUUAUUUAAGUUUAUGUAUGUUCUUUUAUCUGCUCGUGACGAUCGCCUAUGAACAAGAUAUUAAUAUAACAGGCUCUUUUGUCGUAAAAGUAUGGUCGGAAUUGCCGAUCGGAGAAGGUUUUGGCAGCUCGGCGUCAUUCGCGGUAUGUCUCGCGGCGUGCUUUUGGCGUUGGUCGCAUCUGCAAAAAGGGAUCGUCAUUUGCGAAUUCGUUAGAUAUGAAUUGUUGAAAAUCGCGAUAUACGCUUCCAUGUGCGAUAUUCUCAUAUGUGAAUCUAAGACUUCGCUACAUUGUUUCGUAUCCGCAAACGGUUCAAUAGUGGAAUUCAAAAAUAACUUUUUUUUUAAAAUGUAUCAAAUAUUUCCGAGCAUAAAGGUCUUGCUAGUCUUUUCGAAUAUUAGCAGAAAACUCAUGAACGAACUGUCAUAUGAAGAUGCGAUGGAGAAUCCUUUGUUCACACUCCUUCUGAACUGUAUUCACGCUACUUCGGAAAUGUCUGCUAAAUUGUUCGAAAAUAAUAUACCAAAAAUGUUGGAAUUUGAUGAGACUGAGCCUCUAUUUAUGUACUUACAGGACUUUUGCGAGAAAUUAUCGUAUCUCAUUCAAGUAAAUCAUGGAUUAUUGAAGGCAUUAAACAUAUCGAAUUCACACAUAGAACUUAUUUCUGCAAUUGCGCGAAGCUUUUCACUAAACGGGAAAAUGACAUGCAGUAACAAAGGAGGAUAUGCAUUUAUUUUGCUGCCACCGAAAUUUACAAUUGAACGUACUGCUGAAAUAAUAAGUAAAUUCAAGUCGUAUGAUUUAGACGUCAUUGUAACCACUAUAUGUGGAAGAUAUAGUGGAGUGAGAAUUGACUAUUGUAAUCAAAUGUAA
Molecule: messenger RNA, 1200 nt
Organism: Pogonomyrmex barbatus (red harvester ant)
Lineage: Eukaryota; Metazoa; Arthropoda; Insecta; Hymenoptera; Formicidae
Biological process (GO): isoprenoid biosynthetic process; isopentenyl diphosphate biosynthetic process, mevalonate pathway; cholesterol biosynthetic process
Cellular component (GO): cytosol; cytoplasm
Molecular function (GO): ATP binding; mevalonate kinase activity
Source: RefSeq, a predicted model, not a curated record